Messenger RNA from Ipomoea nil (Japanese morning glory), 1918 nucleotides. Its product is annotated as carboxyl-terminal-processing peptidase 2, chloroplastic. Gene Ontology annotation, biological process: proteolysis. The record is from RefSeq and is a predicted model, not a curated record. The coding region runs from base 86 to 1732 and encodes 548 amino acids. Gene Ontology annotation, molecular function: serine-type peptidase activity; endopeptidase activity; protein binding. NCBI's taxonomy places the organism in Eukaryota, Viridiplantae, Streptophyta, Magnoliopsida, Solanales, Convolvulaceae. The transcript is spliced from 13 exons.
CGCAGUUGGCAUUUAAAAUAAAACAAAAAAUUUGUGGCACAGAAAAGAAGUGCCACAGCUCAAUCGCAAUUUGCAUUGCUCAUCAAUGGAAGUGCUUCUUGGAAGCUCUCCUUCAACUUCACCUUCAUCGUCUCCACUAUUCAUCAUCACUAAAACGCCCAGAAGAAAACCUAUUUCGCCUUCUCAGGUGAUGCUGUGGGAUUCUUUAUAUAAUAGGGGGAUUGAAGCUAGAUUGUGUAGUCCUUUAUCAUGUAAAAGGAGAAGUGAACGGAUUGAAGCUACAAGUUACUAUAAGUUUUAUCCUCUCGGCCUGAAUCAUGGGAGGAGAUUCUUUCUUCGACCAAUCCGGAGACUUAGUAAAAAAAUCAGUUUUGAACAUGAUUUCCUCGUUACGAAAAGUGGUUGCAUUCUUGAGCUGAGGAAAUUUACAAACAAUCUCCGGGAAGCUAUAAAACAUUCAGAAAUAUGUACUACUGUUCCUGAAAUGUUUGCUAGGGUUGCUGUUGGAGUCAUGGCAGUAAUGGCAAUUAGUACUGCUGUUAAUACAACUCCUUCUUUUGCUCUCAGUGAAGAAAAUCAGCUUUUCUUGGAGGCAUGGAGAACAAUUGACCGUGCAUAUAUUGAUAAAACCUUCAAUGGGCAGAGCUGGUUUAGAUACCGGGAAAAUGCUCUUCGCAAUGAACCAAUGAACACUCGAGAAGAGACAUAUGCGGCGAUACGGAAGAUGAUUGCCACUUUGGAUGAUCCUUUCACCCGGUUUCUGGAGCCUGGAAAGUUCAACAGUUUGAGGUCAGGAACUCAAAGUGCACUUACAGGAGUAGGAAUUUCAAUUGGUUAUCCCACAGUAAGGAGUGAAGCAACCACUGGACUAAUGGUUAUCUCAGCAUCUCCUGGAGGUCCUGCAAACAGGGCAGGCAUUUCAUCUGGGGAUGUUAUCCUUGCAAUUGAUGAUACUAGUACAGAAAGAAUGGGCAUAUAUGAUGCAGCAGAACGUUUGCAGGGACCUGAAGGAAGUGGGGUUGAACUAACUGUACAGCAUGGAUCUGAAACAAGACACUUAUCCUUAAUCCGAGAGAAAGUUACACUGAAUCCAGUGAAAUCAAGAGUCUGCAAGGUACCUGGUUCUGGAGAUGAUGCUUCGCUGAUUGGAUAUAUCAAACUAACCACAUUCAACCAAAAUGCCUCAGGUGCUGUACGAGAAGCAAUUGAAACCUUGAGAAAAAACAACGUGAAGGCUUUUGUCCUAGACCUUCGAGAUAAUAGUGGCGGUCUUUUCCCUGAAGGAGUUGAGAUUGCCAAGAUUUGGUUGGACAAGGGUGUAAUAGUGUAUAUUUGUGAUAGCCGUGGUGUUCGAGAUAUAUAUGACACAGAUGGUACGAACGCAGUAGCAGCUUCCGAACCCCUUACUGUGCUGGUGAACAAAGGAACUGCAAGUGCUAGCGAGAUUUUAGCCGGGGCAUUGAAAGAUAAUAAGCGUGCAGUGCUGCUUGGGGAACCAACUUUUGGGAAAGGCAAGAUACAGUCGGUUUUUAAACUAUCUGAUGGCUCUGGCCUGGCUGUCACAGUUGCUCGGUAUGAGACACCUGCCCAUACCGACAUUGACAAGGUUGGCGUGAUCCCGGAUCAUCCUUUACCCGCGUCUUUCCCCAAAGACGACGAGAGCUUAUGUGGCUGCCUCCAGAACCCCGCCUCUGCUUGCCACCUUGGUCGAGCCGAGUUAUUUUCAAGAUGACAAUAAUCUACAAGGGAGGAAAAUGAAAUACAUUUUAUUACAAUUUUUUUCUUCUUAAGAAAUCCAUUAAUUCUUUGAUAGUUGCCAGUUGCCAGUGUGUGUUUGAUAUCUGACCGUGUACAGAGAACUGAGAGAAGUAAUAUGGGAGGUUUCCCUCCAUUAUAGCAUGCUUUAAAUUGAUACUUU